Messenger RNA from Xylona heveae TC161, 2038 nucleotides. Its product is annotated as peptidyl-prolyl cis-trans isomerase-like protein. Lineage: Eukaryota; Fungi; Ascomycota; Xylonomycetes; Xylonales; Xylonaceae. The transcript is spliced from 7 exons. Gene Ontology annotation, molecular function: protein binding; peptidyl-prolyl cis-trans isomerase activity. The coding region runs from base 73 to 1980 and encodes 635 amino acids. The record is from RefSeq and is a predicted model, not a curated record. Gene Ontology annotation, biological process: protein peptidyl-prolyl isomerization; protein folding.
AAACAGAAGCCGCUGGAAACUGUCCAAUAAUUCUUUUCCCUGCCAAUUGGCGCGUGACGUUGAAGAUACCAUAUGGACGGUGAUAAUACAGAUAUCCCAAGGCCGCAUAAACGGGCUAGGCUUGAAGCCGAAGAAGCUUCUAAACCAGAAAAUGGAGCUGUUCCUGAAGGAAGUGAGGAAGAAUCGUCUUCCGAUGAUGAUGUAGGGCCAGCGCUCCCUUCUGCCGCGCCGAAGAAGAAGCGUCGUGUCCUACCGUACGAAAAGCUCUACAUAUCCUCAUUACCAAGCUCGCCGCGAUAUUCGAAAUCUCUGAUGCACAAAGACCAACUUUCCUUUGUCACGAUAACACCUUUUACGGAUUUUUUGAUCACCAGCUCCAUCGAUGGCGUCGUAAAGUUUUGGAAGAAGGUCGUCUCGGGAAUUGAGUUUGUCAAGGAAUUUAAAGCGCACUUGGCCGAGAUCAAGGCCGUCAGUGUCAGUACGGAUGGAAGGAGCUUUGCGACCGCGGGCGGUGAUCGCACUGUGAAGAUAUUCGACGUUAUAACAUUCGAUCUCUUGGCCAUGCUCACGCUAGAAAUUACUCCGAAAUCUCUAUGUUGGGUGCACAAGAAGGGAGCAUCACUGCCGCUUCUGGCCGUCUCGGACGAAGUAACGCACUCAAUACACAUCUUUGACGGGCGAGGAGAGAACCCUACGCCAAUACAUACGAUAACGAGCUUGCAUCGAAGCCCCAUAUGCGCUAUGGCCUUUAAUGAUACGUUUGACUGCGUGGUCUCGGCGGAUGAUAAUGGCAUGCUGGAGUACUGGACACCGCAUGGCAGUUAUGACAAACCAGAUAAUGUCUUUGAGUUCAAGAGUUCCACCAAUUUGUUUGACUUUAAAAAGUCAAAAUCCGUUCCGACAUCCAUUACCAUUUCUCCAGACGGCUCAAGAUUUGCCACCUUCUCCUUCCCGGACCGAAAAGUCCGCGUGUUCGAUUUUGCUACAGGAAAACUUUAUCGUACUUACGACGAGUCGCUGAUGACUCUUACUGAAAUGCAGCAGGCUGGCACUGCGCUUCAGAAACUUGAGGACGUUGAGUUUGGCAGACGCCUUGCUGUUGAGCGAGAACUCGAGAAUCCUGCCGUGCGCUACAGAAUCAAUGUUAUCUUUGACGAAUCCGGUCACUUUAUUCUCUAUGGCUCGUUGCUCGGCACAAAAGUAAUCAACACCUUUACAAACCGCGUGGUGCGGGUAUAUGGCAAAGACGAACCAUUCCGCGCGCUCAAUUUGGCUCUUUACCAAGGCCAGCCUCAGAAGAAAGGACUCGUCACGGUAUCUAUGGCUGCCAGUGCAAACCCUCUCCUCCAAGACGCCGAAGCUCGCGAUCCCAUGCUCAUCACCACUGGCUCUGGCAAAGUUCGGUUCUACAUCUUUACAAAUGAAGAAGAAAUCAGCAAAUCCGAGCGAGACGUCCAGAAUGAAAAGCCUCGGAACCUCAAUGCUCGACAACAGCUUGAAGCCAAGCCUGCGCAGACGGGCUCAGGUGCCGUGCUGCACACCACCUACGGCGAUAUUCGCAUUCGAUUAUAUCCCGAAGCUGCGCCCAAAGCGGUCGAGAACUUUGUCACCCACGCAAAGAACGGUUACUACAAUGAUGUUAUCUUCCACCGAGUAAUUCGCAAGUUUAUGAUCCAGACCGGCGACCCCCUCGGCGACGGCACAGGUGGCGAAAGCAUCUGGGGCCGCGAAUUCGAAGACGAAUUCUCAACACUAAAGCACGACAAGCCGUAUACAGUCAGCAUGGCAAACGCCGGCCCCAACACCAACGGGUCACAAUUUUUCAUUACCACCGAGAAAACACCAUGGUUAGACAACAAACACACCAUUUUCGGACGAGCAGUCCAGGGUCUGGACGUGGUGCAUCGGAUCGAGAACACGCGAGUGUACAAGGAGCGACCAGAGGAAGAUAUCAAGAUCAUCAAUAUUUCUAUUGUAUAAUUAGUUUUUAAAUACUCAAUACCUCAAAUCAUCACGCCACAAAGUUAGAAAAGCGGGA